Molecule: messenger RNA, 4129 nt
Organism: Apus apus (common swift)
Lineage: Eukaryota; Metazoa; Chordata; Aves; Apodiformes; Apodidae
Gene: CD93
Product: CD93 molecule
Exons: 1
Coding region: 156-1829 (557 amino acids)
Molecular function (GO): calcium ion binding
Source: RefSeq, a predicted model, not a curated record
CCGGGGCUGUCAACAACCAGCCGGAGCCACGCUACAGGAAGCCGUAGCCUCCGGUGAUAAAUAGGAGACCGGGCUGCACAGGAUGCGGUGGGACGAGGGGAUGUGAGCCGGUGGCUGGCGAGUCCGUCUCUCCGUCUGUCCGUCCAGCCGGCGGGAUGGCCGUCGCCCGACUGCUGCUGCUGGUGUUGCUGGUGCGGGGCUGCGGCGGGCAGGAGGCCGAGGUGAUCUGCGCGGAGACGGCGUGUUACACCUUGCACCGCGCCGAGCUGGGCUGGAGCGCGGCCCAGGAGCGCUGCCGGCACGACGGCGGCAGCCUGGCCCCGGCGCGCAGCCCCGCCGAAGCCCGGCGGCUGCAGGAGCUGCUGGCGGCCGCUGGCUGGCCCGGCCCGGCCUGGAUCGGGCUGUGGCUAUCGCGGGGACACUGCGUCCAGCCGCAGGAGCCGCUGCGGGGCUUCUCCUGGGCGGCGGGCGGGGAGCCCGGGAAUUACACGGCGUGGCUGUCCGAGCCCGCCGUCACCUGCCUCAGCUCCCGCUGCGUCAGCCUGCAGCCGGCCGGCUCCUCCGGCGCGCCGUCUUGGGCCGACCGACCCUGCCGGACUCUGCUGCCCGCCUUCCUCUGCAAGUUCAUCUUCCGGGGGAUGUGCGGGCCGCUGCCGCUGGCAGGGCCCGGACGAGUCGCCUACACCACCCCCUUCGGGGUCCGCAGCCCGCAGCUGGCGGCCGCCCCCUUCGGCACGCUGGCCCAGGCCGACUGCGAGAGCGGCGGGGGGUCGGCUUUUGCCGUCUGCAAGGGUCCGCUGGAGGACGGAGGCUUCGCCUGGCACCCCCCCGGCCCCCACUGCCCCGCCGCCUGCGCCCACCGCAACGGGGGCUGCCAGCACCGCUGCCUGGAGGAGCCGGGGCAGCCCCGCCGCUGCGCCUGCCGGCCCGGCUACGUCCUGGCGCCUGACAUGGCCUCCUGCCUGCCGGAGGACGCUUGCCACCCCAAUCCCUGCCAGGGCACCUGCCGGGCACGGCCUGGCGGCUUCGAGUGUGUCUGCGAGGAGGGCUACACCUUGGCGCCCGAUGGCCGACGCUGCCUGGAUGUGGACGAGUGCCUGGCUGGACCCUGCCAGCACGAGUGCCGCAACACGGCCGGCAGCUUCAUCUGCCUCUGCCGGCCCGGCUACGGGGUGACGGGGCCCGGCGGCCGCCAGUGCCGCGAUGAGGAUGAGUGUGCCCAGCCCGGAGUCUGCCCCCAGCUCUGCCUCAAUGUCCCUGGCUCCUUCCACUGUGUCUGCCGGCCUGGCUACCAUCGCAGCGGCAAUGCCUGCCUGGAUGUGGAUGAGUGCCUGGAGGAUCCCUGCCCUGGGCCCUGCCGCAACUUCCCUGGAAGCUUCGAAUGUCUCUGCCCUCCUGGAUUUGUCCCGGAGGAGGAUGGACGUGGCUGCCGCGCCAGACCCACCACUGGAGCGAAGCACAUGGGACAGCCCAGAAGCACCCCAGGCAUCCCACGGACCACGGGCACGCUCCAGAGCACGGGUGCCCCACAGACCACAGGCAUCCCCCAAACGCUGGGCAUCCCUUUUGGGGUGACGCUGCUGGCCCCCACGGCAGCAGGGUCGGCUCCUGACCCUGAGCACAGCGCUGAUGGUCCCCGGCUGCUCCUCUACUACAUCCUGGGCAGCCUGGUAGCCAUCUUGCUGGUGCUGGCCUUCGCCCUGGCCCUGCUGGCUUGUAGGAGGAGGGCGGCCAAAAGGGAGAAGCGGCCGGCCAAAAACGCGGCAGACAACUACUGCUGGGUGCCUGAGCAGCCCGAGAGCCGUGGGGUGGGUGGUGAGCGCAGGUAACGGCACCUUGGGGGACAACGAGGGGGGAGGCAGAGCGUUUGUUUUCUAAAUUUAAAAGGAGAAAUAAAACGGAGGGGAGAGCAUGAUGCUGUUAGUUCAACAUGGGUUUGGAUGUCCAAGAGCCUGUCCUGGGGCUCCUUGCAGAGCGGGAGCGGGAGCUCCCUGAAAAGGGAGGUCUUGGUGCCGGGAGGGGGAAAGCAGCCCACAUGAGUCCUGGGGUUUACAAACCAGCCAGGGAAGGGUGAACAGGGACGGUGCUGCCAGCUUGGGAUGGGAUGGCAUUGAAUUUACAUGUCAGGACUGCUCCUCAGCUCUGCAGACCCUCACCCUGCCUAAAAAUAGCAAAUUACAAGUAUCGAUCUGUCUUCGUAAAGGAAAACAGUUGAUUUCUCAUUCACUCUCCCCUACCUGUGUUUGAAAUGGUGACUUGCAACUGCAGCAGUUUCCCUGUCCCGUCUGUGCAGACCCCUGUCCUUGGCCAUCCCAAAGACCCACUCCCCUCCCACCUGCCUGGCAGCAGCCAGCCUGCCUUCAGCCCCAGGGUUUGCCUGAAAUGGGUUUGAAAUUUUCCAUCCUUCCCCCUGUAAGCAAUACACUGGAUGCUGCAUUAUUGGCUUACUAUUCCAUAUACAACUUUUAAUCCUGCUUCAUACAAAAGGUUUUCUCAGGGCGGAGUUGUUCCCCAGGUACCUCACUUUACAGAGCUCUUUAUACUCUUGACAACGAAUUCUCUUUGACCUGUUUCAGUGCGAAUCCUCCCCCAAAAAUAUGAGGGGCAGAGGGGCCAUUCUUGCUUCCCAUCCCGCAGCACUAGCUUCAUUAUUUACCCUUGCUCUACAAGGCCAAAUGGUGCUAGGGAAGAACAGGGACAUGAUUUGAAGGGUACGUAAGUUUCCUGAAGUUUUUGCUGGUGUUAUUGUAUACUUGAGGUUUAAUUGCUGCAGAAAUGGGAACUGAACACAAAAGAGUUUGCUGAAGGCAGCGACCUGCAUCCUGUUCUUCCAAGUGGAGAGGAAAACCCUUUCCUGCCAUGUUUUGUUUUGUUUUGUUUUGUUUUUCUUUUCAUUGUAAAACUAAAAAACACAACAACUCAAACCAAAACGACACAGGAAAGCGUAGCUGAUAGAAAUUAAUUUUAAUGUUCUGUCUGCGAUUCCUUUUCUCUGACAGUGGCUGGGAGAAACAGUGAAUGCAGUGGCAGCAUUCUUGGAAAUCCUGCAGAAAAAUUCAUCCCCUGUUGGUGCUGUGACACGCCAGCCAAUACAGGAAUAAAUUAAGCAAAGGAAUGAUCCUGCCGCCAUCAACGGGACAACCUACAUACAUAAAAUUAUACCUGUGCUGUCGGGUCUGUGCAGGGAAAAGGCAGUCCCAGCCACGUGCCUCGCAUUGCAGGGAUGACUCAGUUUGUUUUAUGGAAAGCUGAGGCAUAUUCCAGACAUUAAUAGUCUCGGGAGUGCUUUUAUUAUUUUCAGUUAAGGUAUCAAUUAAGUGUUGCAUAUGACACCAUGAAAAAGGGAGAAGGAAGCGUAAAUGUGGGCUCAGAGCUAGUGCAAAUCUGAGAGGUGUUAUUUAUUCCUCAGUAAAACCUAUAAUCCUGAUUUCUAUUACGACCUUGGUGUAUUCCUGUGUGUCUGCUGUAUUACCAAUGGAGUGGGUACAGCCUUGGGAAAACAUGGAUUUGUUCCCAGGUUUAGUUUGUUUUAUCCUCAGUGGACUAUUUCCUGAUGUAGCAUCCUUCACCCUGGUGUGAUUACACAUGGAUGAUCUAAUGGCUCCCUUUCUUCCUGCUGGAAACGCAGCAGGAACAUUUUGAUCUGUGUCCUCCUCAGGGAAUUAUCCAGGGCCUGGUGAAUCCCUAAAAGCAAAUAGGAACAGGACCAGAUAGCUUGGUUCCCUGUCUUAGAGGAGAUGGGAUGUCCAUCCUGGCCCAAAGAGGUUUCACCACGGUACCUGGGGCAGCUCUGCUCCCUGUUCCUAAACAAGGGGCCAUUAUAAGGAAGAUCUAGGAUUGUCCUGCUGUCCCCAGGGUAGGCUGAGCUGGCUGAUGGUGGGUCUGAGAUGCUCUGUACGUAUCAACCAAUUUGUCAUGUAGCAAGUGUUGUAUUUUUACAGCCCAGAAUUGGGGCAUGCCUCAUGGAAGUCGCACAUCAGGAUGGAAUGUGACUGUGCUAUCCACAUGGCGAGGACGUGGCACCGCAGCCUCCGGUGGCUUCUGACUGAAAGACUCAGGUCAUCCCACACCUGGAAUAAUGCUGUAUGUUGCUUUUCUGGUGGAACAUCAAUAAAAUCUAUACAGAAUG